AUGGUGUUCAAAAAGGGGAUGCAGGACCAGAAGAAUCGCAUUUACUCCACCGUGAAGUCAAAGUCUACUUCAGCCACAGUCAAUAAUCUGAAGCCAAGUACAGCGUACAUCUUUCAGAUCCGAGCAUUCACCGCCGCGGGAUACGGCACCUUCGGUCCCAGAGUAGAGGUCACCACCAAGGAAGAAUCCACUGGAUCUGCUACAGUCAUAUCGAGUGAGCAGAAUCCAGUCAUCAUCAUUGCGGUGGUGGCGGUAGCCGGUACUAUCAUCCUGGUCUUCAUGGUGUUUGGUUUCAUCAUAGGGAGAAGACACUGUGGCUACAGUAAGGCCGAUCAGGAAGGGGACGAGGAGCUCUACUUUCAAUGCACCAAAACAUACAUUGACCCUGAAACCUACGAAGACCCAAACAGGGCUGUCCAUCAGUUCGCAAAGGAGCUGGAUGCCUCUUGCAUUAAGAUUGAGAGGGUUAUCGGCGCAGGAGAGUUUGGAGAGGUGUGCAGUGGACGACUGAAGCUGCCGGGAAAGAGGGAUGUGUCGGUGGCCAUAAAAACGCUGAAAGUAGGCUACACUGAAAAACAAAGGCGGGACUUCCUGUGCGAGGCCAGCAUAAUGGGCCAGUUUGAUCACCCGAAUGUGGUCCAUCUGGAGGGUGUCGUCACCAGAGGAAAACCAGUCAUGAUAGUAAUUGAAUACAUGGAAAAUGGCUCAUUAGAUGCAUUCCUCAGGAAACAUGAUGGGCAGUUCACUGUGAUUCAGUUGGUGGGAAUGCUGCGCGGCAUCGCGGCCGGCAUGAGAUACCUCUCAGACAUGGGCUACGUCCAUCGCGAUCUGGCGGCGCGAAACAUCCUUGUCAACAGCAAUCUCGUAUGUAAAGUGUCUGACUUCGGCCUGUCCAGAGUGAUUGACGACGAUCCCGAAGCUGUCUACACAACGACGGGUGGAAAGAUCCCAGUUCGGUGGACAGCAAUGGAAGCCAUCCAGUAUCGAAAAUUCACAUCAGCUAGUGAUGUAUGGAGCUACGGGAUUCUCAUGUGGGAGGUCAUGUCCUACGGGGAACGACCUUAUUGGGACAUGUCCAAUCAAGAUGUCAUAAAGGCUAUCGAGGAGGGAUAUCGUCUUCCCGCCCCCAUGGACUGCCCUCCUGGCCUCCAUCAGCUCAUGUUGGACUGCUGGCAGAAAGACAGAGCAGACCGACCCAAAUUCGAUCAGAUCGUCGGCAUCCUGGACAAAAUGAUCCGAAAUCCUAACACCUUAAAAACACCAAUGGGAACAUGUACGAGACCCAUAAGCCCACUGCUUGACCAGAACACUCCAGAUUUCAACUCUUUCCGAUUGGUCAGUGAGUGGUUGGAAGCCAUCAAGAUGGAGAGAUACGUGGACAGCUUCACAGCUGCGGGCUACAGCUCGCUCGAAUCUGUCGCUAGAAUGACUAUCGAGGAUGUAAUGAGUUUGGGAAUCUCCUUGGUGGGCCAUCAGAAGAAGAUCAUGAGCAGUAUACAGACUAUGAGAGCCCAGAUGCUACAUCUUCACGGGACGGGCGUUCAAGUGUGAUGGGCGUCUGCAGCGCUCCCCGAACAGAUGAACCAGAACUCUCCAGCACAGCACCGCAAAGUGUGUGACACAGCAAAAUAAAACAAAACAAAAACAACAAAAACUCAACGACAAAGAAAAAAAAAACAUUCUGUUUUUAACCUCCAAGAACUGACAGAACAGAAUAAUUCCUUUGUUAUUUUCGGCGAAGGAUUUUGGCGAAGGUGCUGGAAACCAAGAGAUGGAGAGACAUGAAAAAUGCAAACAGGCAAGAGGGAGAGAGAGGGAGAGAAUCUUAAACAGACAGUGACUUCAGGAUGCUCUAAAGAACUCAUCGCGUGAUUGAGAUGGAGCAUUCUAGAGGAUUUUUAUGCUUUGUAUGGACUGUCUUUAUCGUCACAAAAAGUUGAUUUGCUCAUAGUUGCUAUAAAGUUCACUGAUUCCUUUUUUAAAUCAAGGGUGAAUACAAAAAUAAGCAAAUCCAGUUCAUAAGGAGUGAAUUUGCUAUGAGUUCAUUUGCUUUGGUUUGUAAUAUCCACACUAAGGCAGUGUGGGACGUUACUCUUCUGCUCGAUUGAUUUGUGUUAGCUUGUUUUCUCGGAUUGUGUUACGGAACUGACAACAGGGUAAAAUGUCUCAUCUGGAGAGAAAGAGACAGAACCAGAGGCUGAAAGUCGACAGAGGAGGUUUGUCUUCUCCAGCCAGCACUAUCUACAUGAAGCUCUCUCCAGACUGAAGCAUUGGCAGAGAGUCAGGCCGACCUGGUCUUUUAUAUCGAGCAGAAAUAUCCCACUGCUCGGUCACGUCAAGCUCCUGAGAGUGGCUGGUUGUGUUUAAGAACAGCCUGAGCAGAUGGUUAGGUAUAUUUUAUGAUCCUACAUGACAAUUCAGAUGUGAAUUAGUACAAAGAGAAUUGGUAACCACUUCAGGUGGAGUGUUUUUUUUUUUUAUGUAAGAACUAUUACGGUGGCAAUAUUCUUUAUAUUUACCACAUGAAUGGAUUUAUCAGUGCUGUUGUUGAAUGUGUACUUUUUAUUACUGAUAUUACUUACCAUAAAUACGUUUCCAUAAAGAAUGGAAAAAUGAAAAAAAAAAAAAAAAAAGGUUAGGCUAUUUUGAUUUAAUUGUUUAAGCAACAGUUACAUUUUUGUUCAGUAUCAGUUGGUUUCCUAGCAGGUGACUGACUUUAAAAUCAUACAAUGUUGUGGUGUAAAGGAGUAAUACUGCCUUAAAACAAGUCAACUAUUGCUCUUAUUUUUAGGUACUUAGAUUCUUUGUGAGAUCACAGCUAAGUUGGGAAGAGACUGACUAAUAUGAGCAAUAAUUUGAGGUGCUGUAUAGACUUUUACUCACGUACUGCUUGGAAAUCAGCAGCAGUGCUGUGAAAUUUGAUCAAAGAGAGUUGGUGAAUUUAUAUACAAGGAUCUCUUCACCCAGACUGCGAUGUUUCAGUGUGUUUCUUCCACCCUUUUGUUGUGCUGAGCUCAAAGAUGAGGUUUACACUGAAGUAUUAGUGCCAUAACAGCCUUCCACUCUCAACUGAAUGUUUCAUUGACAAUUAAAUGUUACGCAUUUUAGUGUUAAGUACUUUGAGGAGUGCUGUAGACCCUUUUAGACUUGCUUUACUGGGCUGCCACAAAACUCUACCAUUUACAGUUUUGUUUUAUUUACUACAAAACCUUAAUGUGACACAUUUUAAACCCACACAACACGUUUUUCAUUAUUUUGGGGAACCAAUGCCAUGUUAACCUCAACAGCCGUGCCAACACGUGGCAUUUUUCUUUAUUAGAAAGAAAGCGAAAGUGGAGCCGUUGGAGCGCAGCAUCACUGGAGGAUUUAGCUAAACGUUUGGUGCUUCAAAAAAGCCAUCAUUUACGAUGCCGUCUCCAUUGUGAACCCAGCUGGUUUGUGUGUGCGUCUCAUCCGGAUCAUAUCGUACCCUGGUUAGAGGCCCAUCUCUGCUCCACUAUCCUUCCAUCUCGCUAACCUCAGCAUUGAGCCCACGCCAGGCCUUUGAAUUGAAUGCGAGCGGAAAGGCUCUCGGUCAGCACAAACCUCCCGAGCUUCGUAACUGCAGCCACUCAGAUCAGCCUCCCGGCACGCUCUGAUCUCACACUCCGGCCUCCUGGGGGCCCCUCGCAGGCCCUUACCCUCUCCGUUCAGAUCCGGGGCCCCUGUAGAGACAGCAAUUUGAGCCAAUUUGAGAUUAACGCCUGGAUUCAAUCAAUCCCACAUUGAGGCCACCGUACGGGUCAAUGACAAAUCUGACAAUUUUUCUGCUUUGUGCCGUUUCUAACUUUUCUGGUUUGAUAUAGCGAAGUUUUCAGUCAAGACAGUUUGUGCUGUGGAUUGAUUGAGUUCACGGUGCAGCAGGGUAUUAAAGACUUCUCGAAAGAUGCCAGAGAGCCCACCUAGACAAAAAGUGAAGUGGAAUAUUCCAAAGAGUUCAGCACUGUUGAUUGUGUCAGAGUAAUCACAAACCAGAGGACAAUUUGUAUAUGUUUUAGCUGUAAAACUUGUAUAUUUUAUUUAUAAUUCUCAUUUCUUUAUUUUUCACUUAAGUACUCUGUAGUGAGCUCAUUGAAAAUGCACUAUAUUUUUCUAUCUCACAUGCAGCUGAUUCUCGUCACCCUCACUCUUUCAGUUGUACAUAAUUUCUCAUUUAGGACCAAAGAGAGCUAAUAGGUUUCCAUUUUAGAAGAGUUUGUUGUUUUUUGUUUUUUUUGUCUUUUAGGUUGGAAAAAUGUACAGUACAAAGGAAUUGUCAAUUUAUUAUUUAUUUUUCUGUGACAAGAGUAUGGAGAGUAUUCAUUGGUCAAAAAAAGUAUUUUCCUCAGUUGAGAAACUGUAUGGUCAUUUACCUAGAUGAUUUCUUGUUACAUAGACCUUUUUUUUUUUUUUUUUUUUUUGCUUUUGCUUUGUAACCUUUGUAAUAGACUGUACAUAUAUUUUUGGAAAUAUAAUGCAAUCUUUAUA
Messenger RNA from Cyprinus carpio (common carp), 4506 nucleotides. Its product is annotated as ephrin type-A receptor 7-like. The record is from RefSeq and is a predicted model, not a curated record. The coding region runs from base 1 to 1551 and encodes 516 amino acids. Lineage: Eukaryota; Metazoa; Chordata; Actinopteri; Cypriniformes; Cyprinidae. The transcript is spliced from 12 exons.